Cetraspora pellucida is the source of this 411-nucleotide messenger RNA. NCBI's taxonomy places the organism in Eukaryota, Fungi, Glomeromycota, Glomeromycetes, Diversisporales, Gigasporaceae. The record is from the annotation of a GenBank genome assembly.
AUGACUACACCACCCGAAACACUAAUUAAUAAUUUAUCUUCGUUUGCUUCUUCAUUUUAUGAAAGUAAUGAAGAAUUUUAUUUACAAAAUGUAAAUGAAGGCUAUAAAAAAUUUUAUUUAAAUAAAAAAGCAUAUAAUGAAGCACAAAAAAUUCAACGAGAGAAAAUUAAAAGGGAAAGAAAUAAGAUGAAAAAAAUAAUUAAAAAUUAUAGAGAAUCUAUUUGUCGAAUGAGAAGAAGACGUGAUUCUUUAAAGGAAAGAAUUGAAAUAUUGGAAAGAGAAAAUAAAUUAUUGAGAGAGAAUAGUAACGAAAAAGAAGAUAAAAUUAGUUUAGUUAAAAUUGAAAAUGAAAAUAAUGAUUUGGGUGUUGUGAAAAAUAAUAGAAAAUUUAAAGCUGUAUUUCAUAGAUAA